AGGCCACUAGGUGGGAAGGCAGCUCAGAAGCGUUGCGGCAUUCGCGUUAAACGCUGCAGACGGAGCUCCAAUUGAAACGAGAAUGGUUCUGAUUACUCUGGCCCUGACCCUGGCGGUCGUCGGGCUGCUCUAUUUGAUGAUGACAUGGAACUUUAACUACUGGAGACGACGAAGGGUUCCGGGGCCAAAGCCCAAGCUAUUUGUAGGAAACUAUCCCAACAUGUUUUCGAUGAAGCGUCAUCUCAUAUACGAUCUGCAAGACAUAUAUAGGAAAUACAAAAGCAAAUACGACGCAGUGGGCGUAUACGGAGGUCGACUUCCUCAAUUGCUGGUUAUUAAUCCAGACCUGGCCCAUCGGGUAUUCGUCUCUGAUUUCAAGCAUUUCCAUGACAAUGAGGUGGCCAAGUUUAUAGAUGAGAAAACCGAUUUUAUUUUCGCCAACAAUCCGUUCUCACUGACCGGGGAUGAAUGGAAGGAAAGGCGUGCCGAAGUAACGCCCGGCCUGACCAUGGGAAGAGUAAAAACCGUAUAUCCAGUGACAAACACUGUUUGCAAACAACUAAGUGAGUGGGUUGAGAAGCAAAUACGUCUUGGAGCUUCGGCAACUGGUGGCAUUGAUGCCAAGGAUAUGAGUCUCCGUUUCACCUCGGAGACGGUUACCGACUGUGUUUUGGGCUUAAAGGCCGACAGUUUCUCGGACAAGCCGACCCCUAUAAUGUCGCAUAUCAAGAACCUCUUUAACCAGCCUUGGACCUUUAUGAUUUUCUUCAUCCUGACCAACACUUUUCCCUUGCUGAGUCGCUUGAUUAAAUUGCGAUUUGUUCCAAUUAAAGCUGAGUCGUUCUUCCUCGGUCUGAUGGCCUCGGCGGUUGAGGCUCGCCGUGCACAGCAAGCCGGUGGAAAGCAAUUUGAACGGACCGACUUCCUCGACUACAUCCUCCAACUGGCCGACAAGAAGGACCUGAAUAAUCGCCAACUCCUGGCCCGCACCAUGACCUUCCUUCUGGAUGGUUUUGAGACCUCGGCCGGAGUUCUAGCCCAUAUGUUGCUACUCCUUGGACGCGAUCCGGAGGCACAGCAGCGCUUGAGGGAGGAGAUCCUACCGCGUCUCAAAAACGGCAUCAUUCCCUUCGACGAGCUCAACGAUUUGCCCUACUUGGAUGCCUGCCUGAAUGAGAGUCUUCGGCUCUUCCCACCCGCCUUCAUGUCCAACAAACUGUGCACUGAGACCAUUGAGUUGCCCAACAAGGAUGGUCCCAACUUUGUGGUGGAAAAGGGCACCACUGUGAUUGUGCCGCACUAUUGCUUCAUGCAGGACGAGGAGUUUUUCAACGACUCACAGGCUUUCCAGCCUGAACGAUUCUUGGAGCCUGAUGCCGCCAAAAAGUACAAAGACAGUGGCGUUUUCAUGGGAUUCGGAGACGGUCCACGAAUCUGCAUUGGUAUGCGGUUUGCCACUGUUCAGGUCAAGGCUGCCAUUGCGGAGCUCAUCACCAAAUUCAACGUCCGGGUCAAUCCCAAGACCCGCAAAGACAACGAACUUGAAGCCACCGGGAUCCUGGCCAGCCUUCGAGGAGGUAUUUGGUUGGAUUUUGAAUCGCGCCAGUAAUUUAUCCACAUUUAUACUAUAAUCUUAAAAAAAAACUAAUGAAGUUUCUAUAAUUAACCCGACUGUGAAUUACAAUCUGUUUAUGUGA
Messenger RNA from Drosophila ananassae, 1697 nucleotides. Its product is annotated as probable cytochrome P450 28a5. Lineage: Eukaryota; Metazoa; Arthropoda; Insecta; Diptera; Drosophilidae. Gene Ontology annotation, molecular function: heme binding; oxidoreductase activity, acting on paired donors, with incorporation or reduction of molecular oxygen; monooxygenase activity. The record is from RefSeq and is a predicted model, not a curated record. The transcript has 6 exons. Bases 83 to 1609 code for a protein of 508 amino acids.